AUGGCUCCAGACACCCUUUCCCUCGCCGGGAAAGUCGCUAUUGUCACGGGUUCAGGCAAAGAGAAUGGCAUCGGAGCUGGUAUUGCUUAUGCUCUUGCGCGCAAUGGUGCUUCAGUCGUGAUCAACCAUGUAUCUGAGGCCACGGGCCCUCGAGCAGCAGAGGUGGUCAAGAAGAUUGAAGCAGCUGGGGGUAAAGCUGCUGUCGUCCAGGCCGACGUAACCAAUCCUGCAGGUGCUAGCACCCUGGUGCAAGGAGCAUUGAAGGCUUUUCAGGCGGAAAAGAUUGAUAUCCUCGUGAACAACGCCGGCGGGGGCGCGACAGGUCCUGCUCUGCAAGCCACCGAGGAGGACGUGCUACGAACCUUCGGGGUGAACGUGUUUGCGUCGCUAUAUAUGACGCAAGCGGUCGUUCCCGUCAUGCCUCGUGGCGGCCGCAUUGUCAACAUUGGCUCGAUCGCGUCCAAGAUGGGGAUGGCGCCGAUACCGUUGUACAGUGCUUCCAAGGCUGCGUCGGACACGUUGGCUUACACCAUGGCAACAGAGCUUGGACGGGGUUACGGGGUCACCGUGAACACUGUCGCUCCAGGACCCGUACCGACAGACGGACUGCCCAAGGGUCCAGUGGCUGAUGCUGUGCACAACUUCCUCCUCCCGAUGACGAGGGCUGAAGAGCGAAUGGGAACCGUAGAAGAUAUCGCUGACGUUGUCCUGCUUCUUACUUCGGAGAAGAGUCGAUCGAUCACUGGCCAAUUCAUCUCUGUUUCGGGAGGUAUAACGGGAGGUUGA
This is a messenger RNA of Cladophialophora yegresii CBS 114405, 786 nucleotides long. RefSeq lists its product as uncharacterized. The record is from RefSeq and is a predicted model, not a curated record. NCBI's taxonomy places the organism in Eukaryota, Fungi, Ascomycota, Eurotiomycetes, Chaetothyriales, Herpotrichiellaceae. Bases 1 to 786 code for a protein of 261 amino acids. The transcript is spliced from 4 exons. Gene Ontology annotation, molecular function: oxidoreductase activity.